AACUAGGCAACAGUCCGUUGGUGUUAUUUGUUUUAUCGUAGGCCUAGCCUAAAAAAAGCUUACAUCCAGGAAUUUAACAAGACGCAUUGUUUUAUUCACCCACUGAGAAGAGAGUUUUUGCAGCAAUUUUGUAUUGCUAAAUUUUGAGCAACAGUCCCAUAGGAGCAUGUUUAAUAAUUUCUUGUAACCAGUUCUAAAACUGAGAUAGUAAAAUGGCUCAUAAACCUGAUGAAGACUCUCCUGAACUAAGCCCUCAAGUUAGCAAGACCAAAGUUGCUAAGUACAGACAAAAAGCAAGAAAAAGCAUUGCAGAAUUUUUUGGAGUUGGAGAAGAAGAUGAAAAAAAUGCUCUCAGAUGGGAGAAACGCCGCCUCAGGAUUGCCAGUUCCAUGGGAAAAGGUCUCAAAGAUGAUCUGUUUGAGCAAGACUACCCUGAUGGUGCGCCGCCCAAUGUUAAAGAUCCACUGCGCUUUUCUCGCAUGUCUAGGCAGAUGUCGAGAGUUUCAUUUUCAUCAGGAAUGCCUGGUGCUCCAGGGGGUCGCAAAGAUACAAGAAAGAAGUCAGUUUUCCAGAUGACUGUUAAGGGAAUUAGUUCAUUAUCAACUAAUCAGAAAGAGAUGCAGAGAAAGAAAUCAUUUAAGGCUCAAGGUCAAAGUUUUCCUAGAGGAAGUAUUUGGCAUGGUGUUGAUGAGCCCAAGACAGAAGAUGAUUUUAGCUUGGUUGAUGAUGUGUUUUUUGAUGAGAAACCUCUUAAACCACCUCCUGCUGCAUCUCCGCAAAAAUCUCCGGAACUAGCUGGAGGUCCAAGUGCUCCAGGCUGGAGAAGGAAACCUCCUGAAGCUAUACCCUCUACCCCUGGAGAGGACAUGGUUGAUCUUGGUUUUAAGAAGAUCAAAGACACAGUGUUAAUGACAGCGUUUAGUAAAGAUAAACGUCAAGUAGGUAUGGGGAUCCUUGGUAAAGUCACCAGACGCAGGCUCAAGAGUACAGUCAUCAUGGAUAAAGAAAUCAAACAACAGUUGGACAAUUUAGAUGAUCAUAGGCCUUACUUUACAUACUGGGUAACAUUUGUACAGAUCGUUGUCUUUAUAGUAGCAGUCUCUGUUUAUGGCUUUGCACCCUUUGGCAUUGGACAAACACCGGAGUCAGCAAAUGUCAGAAUGCCUAACCUUGCUAUCCAAACUGAAACUCAUAUGGAAAAGGACAAUUUGUGGUUUGGACCUAGGCAGGCUGAUUUGAUUCACCUUGGUGCUAAAUACUCGCCGUGCAUGCGGACUGAUGAAAAUCUCAAUGCAGCUAUAAACUUAGAUAGGGAUGAAGAAAGAGGCUCUGCUUGUUGCAUCAGGAAUGAUGGUUCUGGCUGUGUGCAGACGGUGGAAGAUGCAUGUAGUGAAAUUUUAUCACGUUUUGAAAAAUGGACUGUAAAAGCCCCAGGACCUGAUUCAAGACUAAGUGGUUCAGUUUGUGGUCAAGAUCCAAAGUAUUGCAACAACCCUUCAUCAACCCCUCCAUUUAUCUGGUUAGAUGACAUCACACAGUGGCCUCUGUGUAAGGAGACGGCCAGACCCAACCAGUCAUUGGCCAGCCAGAAAGAUCAGCACAUGAGCUGUGAGAUCCUAGGCCGACCUUGUUGUUUUGGUAUCCAGGGAGAGUGUAUCAUCACUACACAAGAGCAUUGUGACCUGAAGCGAGGCUUCUUUCAUUACGAGGCUACACUUUGUUCACAGGUCAAUUGCUUUGAAGAAAUCUGUGGAAUGAUUCCAUUUGCUAAUCCAAAGAAUCCCGAUCAAUUUUACAGACUUUGGACUUCUUUAUUUUUACAUGGAGGUUUGGUGCACCUGAUUUUCACAAUAGUUUUCCAAAUGUGGAUCAUGAGAGAUCUGGAGAAGUUGAUGGGUGCUAUCCGCAUCACCAUCAUCUACCUGGGUGCAGGGGUGGCAGGAAACCUGGCAAGCUGCACAUUCAUUCCUUAUCAAGUUGAGGCCGGGCCAUCAGGUGCACAGUUUGGAGUGGCGGCAUGCCUGCUGGUGGAAGUACUCCAGAGCUUCCAGAUGUACAAGCAUCCAUUUUUGGCUGUUAUAAAACUGAUGCUGCCCCUGAUGGGCUUCUUUCUACUGGGUCUCUUGCCAUGGAUAGACAACUGGGCUCACCUCUUUGGCUUUUUCUUCGGGUUCCUUCUGGCCUUUGCUUUGAUGCCAUAUGUGUCUUUUGGAGUGUUUGACCGCAGACGGAAAAUUAUAAGUAUUAUUGUUUGCCUUGGUGCUUCAAUAGGGCUGUUUUCUAUCUUAGUCAUCAUAUUUUAUGUGGCACCACUGACAGACUGCCAUUGGUGCAUCUACUUUAACUGUAUUCCAUUUACUCAAAAUUUUUGUGAAAAUAUGGGGGUCAGGAUCAAGAAGAAUGCCACAUACUCAAGCCAUUUUCUGUGAGCAGCUGACUAAAACUUAUUUUGUAGCUAGUGUAUACGUCUAAAUUUUGAUACUCUAAAUGCAUCUCUUGCUUUUGUCAGACACAAAAUAUUCAGAAACAAUAUCUUAAAUUUAGAAAAACAAUAGAUAGAAGAUUUUAAAAUUCCAUUGUUUUAAAAUUAACUUACAGUGGUAUUUGUGACAAAUUCUUGUUGAGUACAUGCAUAGACUCUUUAGCCCAUUUUAGCCAGAAUUGUAACCCAAAUAGUUAUAGAACCUAGUUUUUUAGAUGCAAAAUAUUCGUACACUCUGUACAGGUAUAAAAAAUGGACAUAUAAAAUCUAUAUAAUGUUAGCAUUCAAAGAUACAUUGCUGACUGGGUACUGUAUAAAGAUCACUGCAAUUUUAGUUGGUUAUUUUAUUACAGCAUAACUUUUUCAGUUUCUACUAUACCUUUUUUUCUUAGAGUGUACAUUAGAAUUGAGUUAGAGUUCUUUAACUGUCCUAUUGCAGCCUUACUACAUUCCAUGUUCUUAAGGUUAACUAGAAGCUUCAGGUAUACAUAUAUAUAUAUAUAUAUAUAUAUAUAUAUAUAUAUAUAUAUAUAUAUAUAUAUAUAUAUAUAUGUAGUGGUAGCAUCUGGAACUAUGUAUGAAUAUAUUAAGCUGUAAAUAUCCAUUUGAUAAAAUCUCAUGGUUGGCAAGGGGUACAGUUAUAUUUCAAGAGGUACAAAUACUACUAAAAGAGUAUUAUUUAUUGGAGGGGGUUUGAGUUUUUAUUUCAAUCCAUGUUGUUAAGUUAGAAACAAGGUAUGUUCCUUUUGUUUUUUUAAUUCUGUGUGACACUUCAGUUUAUAUCUACAUGAAUUAUUUUCAUUUUCUAAAAACUUAAUUUUGUAAAGAUACAUCCUAACAAAAAUACUGAUGUAUGAAGUGAUUUAACUAUGAUUCCCACAAAGAGAAAUGGAGGUGAAUCAACUAUGAUACACCAGAAUCAGUUUCACUAAACAGUUGAUAUGGUUUUAUUUGUUUAAAACAAUUACUUAAAAAAUGUUCUACCUUCCUGUUGUUUUCAAAUGUUGGAUUGUGUAUGUUUUGUUGCAAAUGCUUUGCUUGAGUGGAGGCAAAAAGGUUCCUGAGACAUUUAUUAACUGUUGUACAGGGAGGCAACUCCCCAAGGUAUAUGUUACCCCUAUGAUACAACUUGAUCAGUGUCUAAUUUUGUACACUAUACUUUGUAACAAGUUCAACCCAGUAGAAGGAGGUCCAAACAUUUUAUUCACUAGAACAGUUGAUUCAUUUUCUUUAUAAUCUCAUGCAACUGCUGCUCUUCACUAAACAAUUUAACAAACUAUACAUCACUUUGUUCAUAGAACUACUUUAUUUAUGCAUGUAUCAUUCUAAAAUGCUAGAAUCUGAUGUUAGAAUAUACAAUCAUUAAGGUUCUUGUAAUGAUUAAAAUCAUGAUUGUAGUGCCAUACCUUGUGAUUUUAAUGACCAACCAAUCAUUUUUUUGGUGACACAAAUUAAAGCAAAACUUUGAGCCUAUAUAUUCAUUGAUUGUUGAAAAAAUUCAAUAAGGAAUGUUUUAAAAAGAAAUUUGAAAAAAUUAGGCUUAGUUGAUAUUUGUCAUGGUAAUUUGUUGAGCUUCAUGCCACGAUUUAUGUUCAAUAUUUGAGAUUAUGUUAUGUGUCAUACAUAUGCUUUAGUCAUUGUUUAACUGUUAGAAGUUACUUGCACAAUGUCUUGUUUCAUGGGCUAAGUAUAUGUUGGAAACUUCUAAGGAUGGUUGUCUGAUAAACUGGUUGAUGUUGAAUAGGUUUAGAUGAACUAGUUUAUUUUGAAGAGAGUGAUGUUGAACAGGUUUAGAUUAACUUUAGCCCUGGGAUUUAAGUCUUAGUAUGACUGAUAUUUAUCUGGUUUAGGUAACUGGUUUACUACUGUAUGUGUAUAUAUUGUCGCCCAUGACAGUAUUUAUUUUAUCUUGUGUCCUUUUUACACAUUUUGUUGCAAUGCAAUAUGGUAUGCAGACAGCCAACAGUAGUUUAGACCACCAGUAUGGCUGUAUGCCACAGCUAACAGUAGUUUGGAUUACCUGUAUGGCUGUGUGCUACAGCCAGUAGUUUAGAUCACCUGUAUGGCUGUAAGCCACAGCUAGCAGUUGUUUAGAUCCUUUGUAUGGCUGUGUACACCACAGCUAGCAGUUGUUUAGAUCCUUUGUAUGGCUGUGUA
This is a messenger RNA of Physella acuta, 4639 nucleotides long. Its product is annotated as inactive rhomboid protein 1. NCBI's taxonomy places the organism in Eukaryota, Metazoa, Mollusca, Gastropoda, Physidae. The record is from RefSeq and is a predicted model, not a curated record. Gene Ontology annotation, cellular component: endoplasmic reticulum membrane. Gene Ontology annotation, biological process: regulation of protein secretion; regulation of epidermal growth factor receptor signaling pathway. Gene Ontology annotation, molecular function: serine-type endopeptidase activity.